CCUACGCUACAACACCAUUUUCAACCAAUCUAAUCCCCUCUUUCUUUUAUCACCUUCACUGCUACUGUCUCCUCUUCUCCUUGCACUGUGACGAAGCCCAUGGCUAAGUUUGUCGCUGUCUUCCUCUUGGCCCUCAUUGCCAUUUCAAUGCUCCAAACUUUGGUUAUGGCAUCUCAUGGUCAUGGAGGUCACCACUAUAACAAUCAGAAUAGCUACGGGCCAGGGAGUCUCAAGAGCUAUCAAUGCCCAUCACAAUGCUCGAGGAGGUGCAGCAAGACCCAAUACCACAAGCCAUGCAUGUUCUUCUGUCAGAAAUGCUGCAGAAAGUGCCUGUGUGUGCCUCCUGGGUAUUAUGGGAACAAAGCCGUGUGCCCUUGCUACAACAACUGGAAGACCAAGGAGGGAGGACCCAAAUGCCCUUGAAGCAAAAUCUCUUGUUCACCUUUCUAAAUCUCCCUUUUUAUUGCUGCUAUAGUACUUUGAUCUUAAAAUUAUCAGUGCCAAUGGUACCAUUGUAACACUUUUUGAGGUGGGUUUUGUCAUUUAUAGUCACUCCUUGAGGGAGAUCUCUGAAAUGAGAGUGGCUAAUCUAUUAUCAAUGAAUUCUAUAUAUGUUUUGGUUA
Manihot esculenta (cassava) is the source of this 623-nucleotide messenger RNA. Its product is annotated as gibberellin-regulated protein 4. The transcript has 3 exons. NCBI's taxonomy places the organism in Eukaryota, Viridiplantae, Streptophyta, Magnoliopsida, Malpighiales, Euphorbiaceae. The coding region runs from base 100 to 423 and encodes 107 amino acids. The record is from RefSeq and is a predicted model, not a curated record.